GUUUAUCAUCUCCAUAGAAACUCAGUGUUCCGUGUUGCUCUCGGGUGCAGACAGUGACAUCUUACUGCCUCAAAAUGAGUAUUCUUAAUGAAGGAAGGAAUGAAAUACGCUUCAACAAUUCAAACAGUCAGUGUUUAAUAGAAAAUUGGGUAGAAGAGAGAGCUGUGAAACAAUUUGAUGAGGUUGAAGAUGACACCAAUAUAACAAGCAGUGCUCAGAAAUUUAGGGAUGGACAUCUGGGAGUAUUGACUACUGACUUUGAUGCCAAUGCAGAGAAACUAACCACUGUUCGAGCAUCAUACAAAAGACCAGAGCCAUGUGGAGUGAGGCUUGUUGGAAAAAAAGAAGAACUUAUGAAACAAAUGUUAUUAGAAAAAGUCAGUCAAGAAGUGUUUCGUGAUGAUAUCAAUCCUCCUGAGCCUGAAACUACAGAUUUCCGAUCAGUGACGAUGAAAGAUUUCAACAAAGAGGAAUUUAAGCACGUAAAACCAGCCCCUACACGGCCACACGACUACCGUAAGGAUCAGCCUGUCAGCUUUUGGUCAGAGCACAAAGAUAGAAUCACGGGCGUCUCACAAGUCAAGACACGGGACACACCAUUCAGGAAAAAUGAUGCCUUCUCCAAACCAAUUGAUGAGUACUGGGAUGAAACAGGUCCAUAUGAACUUGAGAACUACCCCAAGAUGUAGUAAAAUUUAAUUCUGUUACCAACGCUGCAUGCAUGUGUAUGGAUGAAUGUGUGAAUCUGAGAAAUAUUUCAGCCUGAGAAGAAAACUAUACAACAGAACUUUAAUGCUUACUGAACUAAGAGUCUUUGUUUAUGCUGAAAGAUAUACUGCUUCAUUGAUUUUAAAAUUCAGCAUUUCAGCAGUGAUCAGAACUUGUAUAUGUAUAAGACCGUGAUUUCAGGCCUAAACAUAGUGUUAUGUGAAUACAGACCUUGAAAGUCUUAAUUUGUUGAGGCUCGUCUGAAAUUGAAAUAAGAUCACAUGUAGGUUGAUCAUUAUUUCAUAUACAAUGUACAAGCAACUCUAGAUCUGGUAUAACAGUGUAAUAAUAUCGUAACAUACCAUGUAACUUUUAAUAUUAAAUGAAUAUGGUAUAUGAUAAAGAAAUGUUUGAAACUUGGUGUUGUUCAAACAUCUGAUGCUGAGGAGAAUGGCCUUGAAUGAAAAUGACUGAUAUUAUUUUACAAAAGAAUUUUUUUUACAAGAUUUCUUG
Messenger RNA from Pecten maximus, 1221 nucleotides. Its product is annotated as sperm-associated antigen 8-like. The record is from RefSeq and is a predicted model, not a curated record. Gene Ontology annotation, molecular function: microtubule binding. Bases 75 to 689 code for a protein of 204 amino acids. The transcript has 6 exons. Lineage: Eukaryota; Metazoa; Mollusca; Bivalvia; Pectinida; Pectinidae. Gene Ontology annotation, biological process: positive regulation of transcription by RNA polymerase II. Gene Ontology annotation, cellular component: nucleus; cytoplasm.